Molecule: messenger RNA, 1059 nt
Organism: Miscanthus lutarioriparius
Lineage: Eukaryota; Viridiplantae; Streptophyta; Magnoliopsida; Poales; Poaceae
Source: the annotation of a GenBank genome assembly
AUGGCCUCCUCAUCGGCGUCUUCGAGGCACCAGGUCACCAUCACCCUCGGCCGCAGCGGUCAGGUUGUCAAAAGGAGGGCUAUGUCUGAUGAUAUUGACGACGAUGAAGUGCCAUCGUCAGGGAAAAAGCGAUCUGUGAGGGAUAGGUUAGGAAGUAAUGUGUCUGAUUCUUAUUUUUAUGAAAGCCAGCAGAGAAACAAAAGGCGAGCGACAGAAAGUAGUAGCUCACAUGGAGAUGAUGGUUCAGGUCGUCUGGUUGGCAAGGAUGAUCUGAGACUGAAACUCAUGAGGAAAGGCUUGUUACAGAGGAGCAGUGGUGGUGCAGAGCAGAAUGGAAUGGAUCUCCGUGAAAAGCUUUCCCGAAAUCAUAAGAAGUUACCAAGAUAUGAUUCUAGAGGCCUUGCUGCAGAAUCAAGGGCUAGUUAUGAGAUGAGAGAUGAGCCCCCAGAGUUAAGGUCCAGAUAUCCUUCGAGGGAGGAUGUCCUAGGGUCAAGGCACUCUUCUGUUGUAAGUCGAGUUCCUUAUGCAAGAAGUGUGGAUGAUUUGUUAAAGUUGGACUCUUCAAGAAAAUCUUACCCCAAAUGGACAGACGAUGGUUUGAGGCACAGAUCACCUGAAAGGAUUUUUAGUGUUUGGAGUGAUGUGUCUCCACCGAUAGCUUAUGAUCAGAUUAGGCCCAUGCCACCCCUUAGAUCUGCCGGUUCCUCAAAACCUCAAAGUUUCAUUACAAGAGAUGCUCCUGACACGUCAAGGAGUCAACCAUAUGCUGGCAAAUCCACCAUUUCUGUUGAUACAGUACAGAGAACUAAUGGAAUCACUCCAUCUAGUGCAGCUCUGCCUAAGGCCCCUGUUAUGGCUGAAGCCCCGCUUACAGUUACUGGAUUGCUGAAUUCGUUGGGUCUUGAGAAGUAUCUUGUCCUCUUUCAGGCUGAGGAGGUGGAUAUGGCUGCAUUGAGGCAAAUGGGGGAGAGCGACCUCAAAGACAUGGGGGUACCAAUGGGCCCGAGGAAGAAGAUUCUCCUUGCGGUUGGCCCUCAGUCGAAACAACGGCAAAUAUGA